CCAGAACAUUGCUUAUCGACUUGGAAACACGACUUCGCGUUUUGCCGGAUGUUUAGUUGCGGGAACCAAGGCCGUUUAGUGUAGCAGUAGCAAGUAGUGAACAUGUUAGGCACACGAGCGUUCUUCAUACUAAGUAGACAGUUUUCUAGUAGUCAGAGCACUUUCAACAAAUUAAAAAUUGCUGUGAUUGGACAGAGUACAUUUGCAGCUGAAGUCUACAGACUUUUGAAGAAAGAUGGACACAAAAUUGUUGGAGUAUUCACAAUUCCAGACAAAGGAAACAGGGAAGAUCCGUUAGCAUCCACUGCUGCAGCUGAUAAGACACCAGUAUUCAAAGUUAAAGCAUGGAGGAAAGGUGGUCAGCCAUUGGCAGAGAUAGUGAAUAAAUAUAAAAGUGUAGAUGCUGAUCUUAAUGUGUUGCCAUUCUGCUCACAGUUUAUUCCUAUGGAUGUUAUUAAUCAUCCAGAUCAUAAGAGCAUUUGCUAUCACCCAUCUUUAUUACCAAAGCACAGAGGAGUUAGUGCAAUAAACUGGACAUUGAUAUCUGGGGACAAAGUUGCUGGCUUCUCUGUCUUCUGGGCUGAUGAUGGGCUGGACACUGGUCCAAUACUCCUACAAAGAGCUUGUGAUGUUGAGCCCAAUGAUACAGUUGACUCCCUCUAUAACAAAUUCUUGUAUCCUGAGGGAAUUAAAGCUAUGGCAGAAGCUGUUAACAUGGUGGCAAAUGGCACAGCUCCGAGCAUCAAGCAGUCUGAAGAAGGAGCUUCUUAUGAGCCAUCCCUUAGUAAGAAAGAACUUCAACAGGUGAAAUGGGAUCAACCAGUACAAAAUAUACAUAAUUUUAUUCGAGGGAUGGAUAGCUCACCUGGAGCAUGGACUGUUAUUGAUGGUCGAGAGGUGAAGUUAUUUGGUUCGAGUUUAUGGCAUGGUAAAGAACCUAGUGGCAAUGAAGUGACUGUUGAUGGCAUGGCAGGAUGUGGUGUUGUUCAUUCUGGUGGGUUACUACUACGUGGCCUAGAUGGAGGUCUGCUCAAUGUGCAACGAAUAUCUGUUGCUGGAAAAAUGAUACCCGCUUCAAACUAUGGAAAAGAAGCUGAUACCACUGUGAAAGUACAGCUGUCAGAUGAAGAAAGAGGAAUGGCUGAAGUCCUUAGAGCUAUUUGGUCAGGGAUACUAAGUAUGGAAGUGUCAGAUCAGACUGACUUUUUCAGCUCUGGUGCUGGAUCAAUGGAUGUUGUAAGAUUGGUUGAGGAAGUGAAAGAAAAACUUAAUGUCAGUAUACAGAAUGAAGACAUCCUCAUGGCCACUACAUUUGAGAGCUUUGUUGGUCUGUGUGUAUUAAAAGCCAGAGGAGGUUCAGAUGAGAAGAAAUUGGAUCAUAGUGUUUUCAGACUGAAAGCAAAUAACAUGGACAUCUCAUUUCCACACCAGUUGUUCAUAAAUGGUGAAUUUGUCAAUUCUGAAUCUGGAAAAGUACUGAAUUGUAUAAAUCCAUAUGACGAAUCUCUUAUUUGCAAGGUUCAGUGCGCUUCAAAAUUGGAUGUAGAUAAAGCAGUUGAAGCAGCAAAAAAUGCAUUUGCAGGAGAGUGGUCCAAAAUGAACGCACGGGAUAGAGGAAUUUUGCUGUAUAGGCUGGCAGAUCUUAUGGAAGAACACAAAGAGGAGCUUGCAACAAUUGAAUCAAUAGAUUCUGGGGCAGUUUACACUCUGGCUCUCAAAACACAUGUUGGUAUGUCAAUUGAAACCUGGAGAUAUUUUGCUGGUUGGUGUGAUAAAAUACAUGGAACUACAAUCCCAAUAAAUCAUGCAAGGCCAAACAGGAAUCUCACAUUCACGCGCAAAGAGCCAAUAGGUGUGUGUGGCUUGAUAACACCAUGGAAUUAUCCACUUAUGAUGCUGUCUUGGAAAAUGGCAGCCUGUUUAGCAGCUGGUAAUACAGUAGUGAUGAAACCUGCACAAGUGUCACCUUUAACAGCACUGAAAUUUGCAGAACUGUCUAUUAAAGCAGGCAUCCCUCCAGGUGUAAUAAAUAUACUGCCUGGUGCAGGUUCUGAAACUGGUAAUGCCAUAGCAAACCAUCCAGAUGUAAGGAAAUUAGGUUUCACUGGCAGUACUGGAAUUGGCCAAGUUAUAAUGAAAUCAUGUGCUGAUUCUAACUUGAAGAAAGUAUCUCUUGAGCUGGGAGGAAAAUCCCCUCUCAUUAUAUUUGAUGACUGUGAUCUAGACAGAGCAGUUAGAAUGGGAAUGAGUGGUGUUUUCUUCAACAAGGGUGAGAACUGUAUAGCAGCAGGACGUCUAUUUGUGGAUGCUUCCAUUCAUGACAAAUUUGUUGAAAGGGUAGCUGCAGAGUGCAAAAAAAUGGUGAUGGGAGAUCCUUUAAACAGAAGUACUCAACAUGGACCACAAAAUCACAAAGCCCAUCUUGAUAAACUGAUCGAAUAUUGUGAACGUGGUGUGAAGGAGGGGGCAACACUUGUGUGUGGAGGAAAGCGAGCUGAUCGUCCUGGUCUCUUUUUUGAACCAACGGUAUUUACCAAUGUGGAAGACCACAUGUUUAUUGCUCAGGAAGAAUCCUUUGGACCUGUUAUGGUUAUAUCGAAGUUUGCUAGUGGAGAUAUUGACGCAGUAAUCAACCGAGCAAACAACACAGAAUUCGGACUCGCAUCUGGAGUAUUUACAAGAGACAUUAAUCGUGCACUUUACAUAGCAGAGAAAAUAGAUGCAGGGACAGUUUUCAUAAAUACCUACAAUAAGACUGAUGUGGCAGCUCCAUUUGGAGGUUUCAAACAAUCUGGAUUUGGAAAAGACUUGGGUGAGGAGGCCCUUAAUGAAUACUUGAAAGUGAAAUGUGUCACACUGGAAUACUAAUAUUAUUUUCCUGACUGGAGAUUUUUACUGUCUAUUUUUUAGAAUAUAUUUUGUCAUAUUUGAUGCACAGCUUGUAUUUAAGAAUCUCGUACUCUUGCCAUUUCCUUGUUAAUAUCUUUUUAUUAUUUUUACAAAAUAUUUUAAUAAGUUUUUUAUCUCAUAUUUGGUGCACAACUUGCAAUGAAGAAUCUCUUGCCAUUAUAAUUUAUUUUACUCCUUUCAGAAAAUAUAUAUAUAUAUAU
Schistocerca cancellata (South American locust) is the source of this 3110-nucleotide messenger RNA. RefSeq names its product cytosolic 10-formyltetrahydrofolate dehydrogenase. The transcript has 16 exons. Gene Ontology annotation, molecular function: aldehyde dehydrogenase (NAD+) activity; formyltetrahydrofolate dehydrogenase activity. Gene Ontology annotation, biological process: biosynthetic process; 10-formyltetrahydrofolate catabolic process; one-carbon metabolic process. The record is from RefSeq and is a predicted model, not a curated record. Gene Ontology annotation, cellular component: cytoplasm. NCBI's taxonomy places the organism in Eukaryota, Metazoa, Arthropoda, Insecta, Orthoptera, Acrididae. Bases 103 to 2868 code for a protein of 921 amino acids.